Molecule: messenger RNA, 3612 nt
Organism: Kluyveromyces marxianus DMKU3-1042
Lineage: Eukaryota; Fungi; Ascomycota; Saccharomycetes; Saccharomycetales; Saccharomycetaceae
Gene: RPA135
Product: DNA-directed RNA polymerase I core subunit RPA135
Exons: 1
Coding region: 1-3612 (1203 amino acids)
Biological process (GO): DNA-templated transcription
Cellular component (GO): RNA polymerase I complex; nucleus
Molecular function (GO): DNA binding; ribonucleoside binding; DNA-directed RNA polymerase activity
Source: RefSeq, a predicted model, not a curated record
AUGGCUGCUGUUGCAACUCCAUCCAGCAUAUCCCCAGUGGGUGGUAACAGAACUGCUAGUUUCAGAACCUUGGAAAGAGAACAAAGAUUCAUCAAUCCUCCUAAGGACAAAUCCGCUUACCCACUACUAGCAGAUGCAGUUCAACCACACAUCGGAUCCUUCAAUGCAUUGACAGAAGGCCCAGAUGGAGGUCUACUAAAUCUCGGUGUGAAGGAUAUCGGCUCAAAGGUUAUUUUCGAUGGUAAGGGAUCAGAUACAAACCCUAACUACCUAGGUAACAAGCUUUCCUUGAGUGUCGAAAAAGUAUCGAUCUCCAAGCCAAUGUCCAACGAUGGUGUCUCAUCUGCUGUGGAACGUAAGGUUUUCCCAGCUGAAGCCAGACAAAGAUUGACUUCAUACAAGGGUAAGAUCUUGUUGCAAUUAAAAUGGACCGUCAACGAUGGUGAAGAAACUUUCACUGAAGUUAGAGACUGUGGUGGUUUGCCAAUCAUGCUACAAUCUAACAGAUGUCAUUUGAACAAGUUGUCUCCUUACGAACUAGUUCAAAACAAAGAAGAAUCUGAUGAAUUUGGUGGUUACUUCAUCGUCAACGGUAUUGAAAAGUUGAUCAGAAUGUUGAUUGUCCAACGUAGAAAUCAUCCAAUGGCCAUCAUUAGACCUUCCUUUGCCAACAGAGGUGCAUCUUACUCUCAAUAUGGUAUUCAGAUAAGAUCCGUCAGACCUGAUCAAACUUCUCAAACUAACGUUUUGCAUUAUUUAAAUGACGGUCAAGUUACCUUCAGAUUCUCUUGGAGAAAGAAUGAGUAUUUGAUUCCCGUCGUCAUGAUCUUGAGAGCAUUGUAUGACACUAAUGACAGAGAAAUUUUCGAUCACAUUGUUGGUGGUGACACGUCAAACUCUUUCUUGACUGAUCGUCUUGAAUUAUUGUUGCGUGGCUUCAAGAAGAGAUACCCAACCCUUAAGAACCGUAAGCAAACACUACAAUACUUGGGUGACAAAUUCCGUGUUGUCUUCCAAGCUUCUCCAGAUAUGACUGAUCUUCAAGUCGGUGAAGAAUUACUAAGACGUAUUGUGCUAGUUCAUCUAGGUGAGAACAACAAGGACAAAUUUAACAUGUUGCUAUUCAUGAUCAGAAAACUAUAUUCCUUGGUUGCUGGUGAAUGUUCUCCUGAUAAUCCAGAUGCUGCCCAACAUCAAGAAAUCUUACUAGGAGGGUUCUUAUAUGGUAUGAUCAUCAAAGAAAAAAUCGAAGAAUAUCUACAGAACAUUAAAUUGCAAAUCCAAACUGAUAUAAAUCGUGGGUUAGCCAUCAAUUUCAAAGAACAAAAGUAUAUGUCAAAGGUUCUCAUGAGAGUUAACGAAAAUAUUGGUUCGAAAUUACAGUACUUCUUAUCAACAGGUAACUUAGUUUCACAAUCUGGUUUAGAUUUGCAGCAAGUUUCCGGUUACACUGUCGUUGCAGAAAAGAUUAACUUCUACCGUUUCAUUUCUCAUUUCCGAAUGGUGCAUAGAGGUUCUUUCUUUGCUCAGUUGAAAACUACUGCAGUUAGAAAGUUGCUACCGGAAUCGUGGGGUUUCUUCUGUCCUGUCCACACUCCUGAUGGUUCUCCUUGUGGUUUGUUAAACCAUCUUGCUCAUAAAUGUAAAAUCUCUACAGAACAAUCGGAUGUUUCCAGACUUCCUUCAAUAUUGUACUCACUUGGUGUUACACCAGCUUCUCAUAUCAUUGCAGCAGGUCCUUCUAUGUGCUGUGUGCAAUUAGAUGGUAAAAUUGUUGGUUGGUGUUCACACGAACAAGGUAAGGUUGUUGCAGACACCUUAAGAUUCUGGAAGGUCGAAGGUAAGACUCCUGGCUUGCCAGUAGACUUGGAAGUAGGUUAUGUCCCACCAACUACUAGUGGUCAAUAUCCCGGUCUUUUCCUAUUCGGUGGACGUUCAAGAAUGAUGCGUCCAGUACGUUAUCUUCCAUUGGAUAAGGAAGAUAUUGUUGGUCCAUUCGAACAAGUAUACAUGAACAUUGCUGUCACGCCUGAAGAAAUUGAAAACAACAUUCAUUCUCAUGUUGAGUUCUCUCCAACUAACAUUCUUUCUAUUUUAGCCAACUUGACUCCAUUCUCCGAUUUCAACCAAUCCCCAAGAAAUAUGUACCAAUGUCAGAUGGGUAAGCAAACCAUGGGUACUCCUGGUGUAGCAUUAUGCCACCGUUCUGACAACAAGCUUUACAGAUUGCAAACUGGUCAAACACCAAUUGUGAAGGCCAAUCUAUACGAUGAAUAUGGUAUGGAUAAUUUCCCUAAUGGUACCAAUGCUGUCGUUGCCGUUAUUUCAUACACCGGUUACGAUAUGGAUGAUGCGAUGAUUAUUAACAAAUCGGCAGAUGAAAGAGGUUUCGCGUAUGGUACCAUGUACAAGGUGGAAAAAGUCAACUUGUCUAUGAACAGAACUCGUGGUGACCCAAUUACUCAACAUUUCGGAUUUGGUACGGACGAAUGGCCAAAGGAAUGGUUAGACAAGCUUGACGAUGAUGGUUUGCCUUUGAUCGGUACCUAUGUCGAAGAAGGUGAUCCAAUUUGUGCUUACUUUGAUGAUACUUUAAACAAAACUAAAAUCAAGACUUACCACUCUUCUGAACCUGCAUACAUUGAAGAAGUCAAGUUAAUUGGGGACGAAUCUUCCAAAUUCCAAGAACUACAAGCUAUUACUAUCAAAUACCGUAUAAGAAGAACACCUCAAAUUGGUGACAAAUUCUCUUCCAGACACGGUCAAAAGGGUGUUUGUUCCAGAAAGUGGCCAACCAUUGACAUGCCUUUCAGUGAAACAGGUAUUCAACCGGACGUUAUCAUUAACCCUCACGCUUUCCCAUCUCGUAUGACUAUUGGUAUGUUUGUGGAGUCUCUUGCAGGGAAAGCAGGUGCAUUGCAUGGUAUUGCCCAGGAUUCUACACCAUGGACAUUCAGUGAAAGCGAUACCCCAGCUGAUUACUUCGGUGAUCAACUUUUGAAGGCCGGAUACAACUACCACGGUAACGAGCCAAUGUACUCAGGUGCAACUGGUGAAGAACUAAGAGCGGAUAUCUACAUUGGUGUUGUUUACUAUCAAAGAUUGCGUCACAUGGUUAACGAUAAGUUCCAAGUGCGUUCUACAGGUCCUGUUAAUAGCUUGACCAUGCAACCUGUUAAGGGUAGAAAGAGACAUGGUGGUAUUCGUGUCGGUGAGAUGGAAAGAGAUGCUUUGAUUGGUCACGGUACCUCAUUCUUAUUGCAAGAUCGUCUAUUAAACUGUUCCGACUACACUCAAACUUCUGUUUGUCGUGACUGUGGUGCUAUUUUGACUACGCAAUCAAGUGUUCCAAAGAUUGGGUCUAUGUCAACCGUACGCUGUCGUCGUUGCGCAAUUAAAUUUGAUGAAGCUAAGAAAUUGAUUGCCAAAUACGAACCAGGAGAAGAGCCUAUUCACAUAGCAGAUUCUGAAAUUUGGGAAGACGGACAAGGUAACAAAUAUGUUGGCGGUGGAAAUACCACUACUGUUGCCGUUCCAUUUGUUUUGAAAUAUCUAGAUUCGGAAUUGGCAGCCAUGGGUAUCAGACUCCGUUACAACGUGGAACCAAAAUAG